AUGAGUGUGCCACAUUGUCAGCUGAAAAUAUAUGCAACAGCUGGUUUUCACAGAACUGUUGCUUAUUAGUAUCGUAAAUUCAAUUAAAGAUUUUGUACAAAGCUAAAAUCAGAACGAAUAAUGAGCGAAACUGCCAGCUGCUCAAAUGCUCAGUCAUUCGUUCCACACGAUACAAAGGCAAACGAUGCCAAGUCGGUAUGGUCUCAUUAUUUGGUUGCUAGAGACAAAAGUGAGGUAGCCAAAUGCAAAAAGUGCAACAAAAUCUUACAAACGAAAGGUGGAUCCACUAAGGGCUUACACACGCAUUUAAAAACACACAAUUCAAACAUUGUGCCUAAGCGAGAUGAACGUGAUGAGUCGCCCGAGCAUGUUCCUUGCAAGCAACAAAAGAUUGCCAACUUUUUUCCAAGUAAAGCUCAAAAUACUCUUGAGGCUAUGUUAGCGCGAAUGACUGCAGUCGACGGAUUUACCUUUUCAGCAUUUGUUAAGUCGGCUGACUUGCGACAAUUGAUGAUUUCAAACGGUUUCCACGUACCUAGAUCGCGGGAGACGAUUCGAAGUAUGGUGCUUAAUUAUCAGAAAGGUAUUCAAAAGAACGUUAUGGAAGAGAUUCAAAAAUUUCAUAGAGACGGUGAAAGGUUCAGCUUGGUAUUUGAUGAGUGGACAUCCAUCUCAAAUAAACAUUAUUUAAACAUUAACAUGUUUUCCAAAUCAAAAUUUUGGAACUUGGGUCUAGUUCGUUAUAAAUGUUCAAUGACAGCUGAAGUGUGUGUCGAAAAAUUGGAAGAGCGUUUACUUGAUUUUCAACUAAAUCUUAACAAAAAUAUUGUAGCUAUAACAACGGAUGGAGCAAGUACGAUGAUUAAAGUCGGAAGGCUUAUAGAACCAUACCAGCAGCUGUGCUUUGCGCACGGUCUCCAACUAGCAAUUAUCGAUGUUCUGUAUAAAAUUGAAUCAAGACCUACAACACUCAACGAAGCUGAUUGCGAUUAUAGUGACGACGAUUUCGAGGAUUUAGACGAAGAUGAUGGUCUUAUUAUUUAUAAUGGUAGUGAGCCUGUUAAAUACACUGAAAAGAAUGAUUUAAAUUUAAUAAUUACAAAAGUUUGCAAAAUUGUGCGUAUAUUUAGAAAAUCGCCCACGAAAAACGAUGCGUUGCAGAAAUAUGUCAAAACUGAGCACAACAAAGAGAUGAAGCUUAUUUUAGAUUGUAAAACAAGAUGGAGUAGUCUUUUAGAAAUGUUGCAGCGUUUUGUUUUACUUGAAACAAGUAUUAGGAAAGCAACAAUUGAUCUCAAAAUUACGUAUUUACAAAGUUCCGAAAUGAAAAUUAUUAAGGAAGUUGUCAGCUUACUUCAGACAAUAAAAGUAACUAUUGAAGCUUUAUGCUCGAGAGAGAUGAAUUUACAUAAAUGCGAUGUAGCGUUACACUUAAUGCUAGAAGAAAUAAAACAAAAUAAAUUUUCUUUAAGUAGGAUUUUGGUAUCGAAAAUUAUUGAAAGAAUUAAGCAGCGUCGAACGAUUAUGUCAGACGUUUUCUCCUUUCUAACGAAUCCUAAUAACAUAUAUGAAGUAUGAUUUUUGUAAAAUGCCGCCUUUGAGUAUAAUUAAAAAAGGAGCUUCUGACUAUACUUAUAAAAUUACAGUCUGAGCCUGUUUUUGAAGAAGAUUUAAAUGAAUGUACUCAUAGCGUCAAUAAUGUAAACGAAAGUUUUAAAGAAAAGUUACAUAAUUUAUUAAGUCAAUCUACUCAAACUUCCACAAAUCGAAAAAAUAAUAAUUUAUCCGGCGUGCUGGUAAAAGAACUAGAAAAAUUUUGUAAUGGAGGAGAUAGGGGUCAUUAUCUUCAAAUGGCUUAUGACUUCCUUUUGACAGUUCAACCGACAAGUGUUGAGGCAGAAAGAUGCUUUUCAUCAGCAGGUUUUGUAUGUAAUAAGUUUAGGUCCAGAUUAGAAGACUCCACCUUGAAUGCUUUGCUGUUCUUGCGUACUUAUUUUAAAGGCAAUAAUAGUAAUUAAUCUUUUUUAAUAUGACUUUAGUCAUAUAAUAUUUCUUAUGUUUGUUUAUGAAGUAGAAUUAAAAUGUUUAGAGGUUUUGUUUUUGUAUUUUUUUGUUUAUAUUUUUUAAUAACUGAAAAUGUUUAGAAUUUUUGUUUUUGUAUUUU
This is a messenger RNA of Rhagoletis pomonella (apple maggot), 2164 nucleotides long. RefSeq lists its product as uncharacterized. The coding region runs from base 121 to 1578 and encodes 485 amino acids. The transcript has 3 exons. The record is from RefSeq and is a predicted model, not a curated record. Gene Ontology annotation, molecular function: DNA binding. Lineage: Eukaryota; Metazoa; Arthropoda; Insecta; Diptera; Tephritidae.